Messenger RNA from Lates calcarifer (barramundi perch), 1934 nucleotides. RefSeq names its product ZPR1 zinc finger (gene zpr1). NCBI's taxonomy places the organism in Eukaryota, Metazoa, Chordata, Actinopteri, Centropomidae. Gene Ontology annotation, molecular function: zinc ion binding. The transcript has a single exon. Bases 176 to 1510 code for a protein of 444 amino acids. Gene Ontology annotation, cellular component: cytoplasm; nucleus. The record is from RefSeq and is a predicted model, not a curated record.
CCCGAAAUAACAGAUGCGGAAGUGGCUGCACAGCACGAUGAAAUCAAACGUGUAGGUUAGGGGAGGCUCGACUGGCUGUCAUCGAGAAAGUUCCAGCACAAUCUAACUCUGACCGAGAAGCGACAGCGCAUAAAAAACACUUCGUCCGCCGAGUGAAACAUCUUCGACGUUGAAAAUGUCUGUUAUUUCCGAGGAAAAUGUGCGAGGAGGUGGGAGCGUUUUCAAGGAUAUUAGCGCGGAGGACGAUGACUGGCAGCCCACCGAAAUCGAGAGUCUGUGUAUGAACUGCUACCAGAACGGUAUGACUCGCAUGCUUCUGACCAGAAUACCUUUCUUUAAAGAAAUAAUCGUCAGUUCCUUCAGCUGCGGCAACUGCGGCUGGUCAAACACCGAAAUCCAGUCCGCAGGCCGGAUUCAGGAACAAGGUGUUUGUUACACACUUAAAGUCAAAACAAGACAGGACUUGAACCGCGAGGUCGUGAAAGCAGACAGCGCGACCACCAGGAUCCCUGAGCUGGAUUUUGAAAUCCCUCCCUUCACCCAAAAAGGCUCACUCUCUACCAUUGAGGGCCUUUUAGACCGAGCAGUUGCAGGGUUGGAGCAAGACCAACCUGUCAGGCGAGCAACUGACCCUGAGGUGGCUGAGAGAAUAGACGAGUUCAUCCAGAAGCUGAGGAAGCUAAAAGAUGUUGAAAAUGAGUUCACUCUGGUGAUUGAGGAUCCAGCUGGCAACAGCUUUAUUGAAAAUCCACUUGCCCCCCAGAAAGAUGAGGCUCUUACCCUGUCUCGGUUUAAGCGGACAGUCCAGCAGGACAUGCAGCUGGGACUCAGGGCUGAUGAUGACCUGGAUGAGGAACCAGCAGGCAACGACCUGGAGACCAUGAGAAACGAAGUUCUGGUCUUCAACACCAACUGCCCAGAAUGCAACGCGCCAGCCUCGACCAACAUGAAGCUCGUCCAGAUCCCUCACUUCAAGGAGGUCGUCAUCAUGGCCACUAACUGCGACAGCUGUGGACACCGGACCAACGAGGUGAAAUCAGGUGGUGCCACGGAGGAGUUCGGCACCAAGAUCACCCUGCACAUCACCGACACUUCAGACAUGACCCGAGACGUGCUCAAGUCAGAGACGUGCUCUGUCAUCAUCCCAGAGCUGGAGUUUGAGCUAGGGAUGGCAGCUCUGGGCGGGAAGUUCACCACUCUGGAGGGGCUGCUGAAAGACAUCAAAGACCUGAUUGUCUCCAAAAAUCCCUUCAUCUGCGGUGACAGCUGUGUCACAGAUCGGGUGCAGAAGCUGAGCGAGUUUGGAGAGAAGAUAGACAAGAUUAUCGCAGGAGAGAUGGAUGUCCACGUCGUCCUGGACGACCCGGCGGGUAACAGCUACUUGCAGAAUGUGUAUGCCCCAGACCCAGAUCCUGAGAUGACAGCUGAGAAGUACACCCGGUCAUUUGAGCAGAAUGAAGACCUCGGGCUGAAUGACAUGAAGACUGAGGGAUAUCAGGAGGAAAACUGAACUCCCAGCACCAGCUGAAAGGACUAAAUGCUUAUGUCUUGACAUAAACCCAGUGUAAUUACAUUGCCCCAUAUUUUCUGUCAUUUAAUACAUUUUAAGUUUAAGUUAAACAUUGGUUGAAUUGUUGUUUCCAUCAGCAUAUUAAUAAGUGAGGGGAAUUCUAAGUUAUGUAAAUGUACAGCAAAAAUAACCCAAAUAGAAAAACACAUAAGUAACGUGAUUUGUACAAAAACACAGGGAUGCUUUUCUUACUAAAGAUGAAUCUGGUGUUUAUUGCAUUCUUAUGACAACCCAGAAGAUGGUGCUGUGUCAUCUUUGAUUAAAAGGAGUUUUUCUUUCAGUGGACCACACACUGUGUGACAGAUUAAUCUUUUUACACACCUGUAAGCACGACAUCAUAUAAAUAAAGUGAUAUCUAAAUUGA